Molecule: messenger RNA, 1293 nt
Organism: Leptosia nina
Lineage: Eukaryota; Metazoa; Arthropoda; Insecta; Lepidoptera; Pieridae
Source: the annotation of a GenBank genome assembly
AUGGACGAAUCUUCAAAUGAAGCAUCCGUUGUAGCCAUUGAUUCUGAUGAAGAAGAUGAUAAACCAAUAAAAAAACUCUUCAAACGUCUCAUCAGCAACAAUUGUAAGCAAAGCACAAUUCUAACAAACAACCAAAUACUGGAUCUGCUCAAAUUUGAAUUCGACAUUAACAUAUUCAAAUUGCACAAUCUAGAAAUAGACAUUUACAUCACUCUGAUGAAACGGUUCCUAAAACAUUGGCCGCUCUGGGACGAAUUUGACCGCCUGGUGGAUGAUGCUAAGAAGGCAAAUAAUCUAUUGAAUAUAGAUGACCAGUUACAAAUUAAGUAUGACCAGUUAAAGAACCACUUGGGUUCAGUGAUUGCAAUCGCUGAACCGAUGGGGAAAGAGGCAGUACUAACUUUGAAGGAUCGAACUAAUAAGCAGGAAGUGACGGCCUCUGAAAAUAAAGAGUCCUUACAGUCUAGUGAUACGGUUGUGUUAGAAAUAGACGCAACAAGAAGACAAUUGAAUUCAUUAAUUUACAGACAUCCAGUAGAUAAUUGUGUGUUUAACGCAAACUAUAAGAAGACAACCAUUACAGUACCAGGGACGAAACAAAUAGAAGCCAUUUUAAAUUGGUGGGAUUUUAAAAUUGAAAUUUCAUGUAAAAGUAAAAAGUCACAGAGAAAUGUUUUAUUAUAUAAACGAGAGGUUUCCCAUGAACUAAAGCACAUCCUGGUAAACAAGGCAAAUUCUACCAAAAAGGAACCGGUAGAAUUAAACCAAGAGUUCUUAUUUAAUAAGACUAAGAGAAGCAGAGUUGUCCCAAAGACCGGUCUGCUAAAGUCAAUUGACAACAUCACAAGAGAUCAUCCGAACAAAGAUGCCGUUAGGGAAAUUUUAAAGUUUAUCUGGAAGGACCUUUCCUCGUUGCCAGAACAAUUAUAUUCGUAUGCUAGUUACAAACGGUAUAUGAACAAGUGUGGGUAUAUCCGGUACCUGUUCAAGGAUGAGGAGAAAGGCCCGACGGAUCCUAAAUAUGACCUGCAACUGGAGGAAACUGUUUCACCAAUGUUCAAGUUGUAUAUUGGCGAUCUCUUCUCGUCUUACAUGGUUGUCGAAAAGGAUAGUUUAAAAGUGGAGUGUAUGCCUUGCAAAGUGAUCUUUUCCGGCGUAGAUUUGAUCUCGUGUUUGAGGUUACACUUCGAGGAGCACUGCACGGAACCAGAUUGGACGUGUACUAAAUGCAGUCAGACAUUCCCAAUGCUGGGAUUGGCGGGGAAUUGGUGGUCGCAUGUGUGUCAAGAGUAA